This is a messenger RNA of Funneliformis geosporum, 174 nucleotides long. Lineage: Eukaryota; Fungi; Glomeromycota; Glomeromycetes; Glomerales; Glomeraceae. The record is from the annotation of a GenBank genome assembly.
CGAAAGAAACGUACGUUAUGUUUUUGAAGAUCUGCUAGGCAAGAAAUUUCUAUCCUGUAGACCGUCAUUUUUGAAUGGAAUGCAACUCAAUGGGUAUAACGAAGAACUACAACUAGCAUUUGAAUUCCAUGAAAAUGCGCAAUCAGAAGAAGCAGGAUAUAUGCAAGAAGCAAA